GAUCGGCGCUCGAAUUAUCAGACUGGGCAACGUGUCCUCCAACUCGUGCUGGCAGCUUCGCUUCAAAACAAACGGAUUUAGUUUAAUUAACUAAGUCUUUUUUAGUAGUCUGGGUUAGUUUAUCUCCUGAGUGAUUCAAAGAUGGCGGGGGACUCGGUGAGGUUGUCUAAAAACCUGCUGAGGAUGAAGUUCAUGCAGAGAGGGCUGGACGCUGAGGCGAAGAAGCAGCUGGAAGAAGACGAGAAAAGAAUCAUCAGCGACGAGCACUGGUACCUGGAUCUGCCAGACCUCAAAGCCAAAGAGAACAUGAUCAUCGAGGAGAAGAGCCUGGUUCCCUGUGAGGACCUGUUCUUUGGCCGCCUGUCCUUCAAAGGCUUUAAUCCAGAGGUGGAGAAACUGAUGCUGUUGCUGAAUCCUAAAGAUAAAAAGGAGGAGGAUGAGGAGGAGGAUGUGAGCCACAUGCAGACAGACGUCACCGAUGAAGAAAUGGCUCUGAGGUACGAGAGUUUGGUGGGAACCCUGAAGAAGAAGUUUGCAAAGAAGCGGGAGCGAGCGGCGAUGGACGAGGACGACGUCAACCAGAACGUCGUUGAGAAAACCUCGAAGAAAGCUUUCCUGAAACCUCAGGACUGAAGAGAUUCUAACUGGUGGUGGGGGGUGCGCGGCUGUGACUGGAGAGGACGCCGCCCAGUCUCGUUUUUAAUCCUCCUGACGUCUCUGCCAGACGGAACGAGCUUUAAAAAGGUACCAACAGGACCCGGUACCACCUGAGACCCUGCUGUGUUAAAGCUGCUUUGACCGCCGACAUCUUCAGGGGUUUAAAACCCGCGGAGAGAAGCAUUCAGGAUCUCUGACACAGAACCUGUAGGCCGACUGGGGAGGCUGCUGGUUCAAUUCCCACGUCACUAAAACUCUGCAGUGAAUCUCAAGAGGAACCAGUUCUGCCUGCUUGUCGUUUAACCGUUUGUCCCGUGUAGCUGUUUCAGAACCAGGCUGGUUGGACUGAGCUGACGUCAGAAGUGCUGAGUUGUUUCUGAACUUUUUUUACUUUAUAAGAGGAAAAAAAAAUGUAAAUUUUUUUGACAUCUGCUGUGAUGCUUUAGGUUAUUUUUUUUAUCUGAAUGUGUAAAGAAAAGAAUGUGACUUAGUCAUUUUAAAUAAACCUCAACAUGUCGUCUAAACGUGUAAAAUCCUUCAUCCUUAAAUAUGAGAGGAUGGUCCAGAGACUUCCCUCUAGGUUCUGUCAGAACUCACCUGAGCAGGUGCUGGUUUAUCGAAAAGGGAAAUAAAAGUACUGAUGGUGCCUUCAGUU
Molecule: messenger RNA, 1312 nt
Organism: Fundulus heteroclitus (mummichog)
Lineage: Eukaryota; Metazoa; Chordata; Actinopteri; Cyprinodontiformes; Fundulidae
Gene: mphosph6
Product: M-phase phosphoprotein 6
Exons: 5
Coding region: 142-633 (163 amino acids)
Biological process (GO): maturation of 5.8S rRNA
Source: RefSeq, a predicted model, not a curated record